AUGGCAAAGUUGAAAUCAGUCUCUACAUGCAAAUCACGAAAUAUCAUGAAGAAUUGCCAUGUGAGGGCAUCCAAUUUAACAAAUAGGAAACGAUUGUUCAAAAAGCGAAAACCUAUCAGGAGAAGUAUUCGAUGCAAAUGUCAGCCGUCCUCGUUACCGGAAGAAAGCCAAUGUGAAGAUGUGAGCCUAGUUAUCUGUUUGAACGAUAAGCCGGACGAAAACGUCAUGAUUAAAUUGCGAUGUAUCAUUGACAAUAUCCACGUAUUCGCCGAUGGUAGCCAAUGCAUUCAUUUUCUUGAUACCAGUGCUGCUCAAGGUAAAGUAUAUGUGAUUGUAUCAGAAUCGUUUGGAGAACAAGUUGUGUCUUGCCUACAUGAUCAAUCUUUUGUGGAUGCUAUUCUGAUCUUUCGGGAUAGUAACCGACGGUCUCUACGAUGGAUAAACAAAUGGUCGAAAAUUCAUGGAGCGUUUAGUGAACUUUCAACUAUUUGUGCUACUCUUAAGAAAAUUACACGACAAAAUGAUAUUUCGAUUAGUACUUUUUCGGCUAAUGUUCAUGAUCCUACAACAAAGAUCUGGAAUCGCGAGAAACCGUCUAUGAUAUAUACUCAGAUACUUAAAGAAACAUUGCUAUCAAUUGAUUUUCAAAAAGAACACACAGAAGAUUUCAUGAAAUAUUGCAAUGAGAUAUUUUCCGAUAAUAAAUUAGAAUGGAACUAUCGGAGCAAAACAUCCAUCUGGUGGUAUUCGUGGAAUAGUUUCCCGUAUCGUUUAUUGAACAGCGCAUUACGAGAAAUGAAUCUCGAUCUUAUAAUUCAUAUGGGAUUUUUCAUUAAUGAUCUCCAUCAACAUAUUCAACAGCUGUAUUCCCAACAAUUCGGUGAGGGAAAAUGUAUUGAAAGUUUUACCGUUUAUCAUGGGCAAAAAUUAUCGAAAGCAGAUUUUGAUCGAAUGACAAAAAAUAAGAAUGACUUCAUUUCAUUUAAUAGUUUUCUAUCUACUAGCAAAGAUCAUCAAUCUACACUUCGCCUUGCUCAAAAUUUUAUCAUGGAUUCUAAUUUCGUUGCAGUUCUUUUCGUUAUGACCAUCAAUCCCAAUCAACCGACAACGCCGUUUGCAUCAACUGCUGAGAUCAGUGAAAAUCAAGAAGAAGAAGAUGAAAUUCUCUUCUCUAUGAAUCCUAUUUUCCGCGUUGAGGAAGUAAAGUUACUCGAUCGACGUAAACGAUUGUAUCAAAUUAAUGUAACACUCGCUGCUCAUGGUGAUUCCACUUUUUGUCAACUUACACAUCAUAUCACGCGAGAAACAUGUGCAGACGACAAUCCAUGGCAUCGAUUAGGUUCACUGUUAAUCACUAUGGGUGAAUAUUACAAUGCCGAAAGAAUUUAUCGGAAUUUGUUGGAUUCAGCGAUCGACGAUCGCGAAAAGGGAUACGUUUCGAACGCACGUGGUUGGCUAAAAUACAACCAAGGAAAGUACAAAGAAGCCUUAAAAUUGUACAAAUCAUCGUUGAUUCUCUAUAAGAAAGUUCUUCCUUCGGACCAUCCUGAUUUUGCAAUCGUUUACAAUAACAUGGGAAUCGUGUGUAAUCUAUUAGAAGACUAUUCAACAGCACUAUUCGCUCAUAAGACAGCCUUAAAAAUACGACAACAAUUAUAUGAACCCAACUAUCUAGCUUUGUAUAUGUCAUACAGUAAUCUAGGUGAUUUGUAUCAGAAGAUGGGCGAUCGUACCAAAUCACUUAUGUAUUUCGAGAGAGGUCUUGAAAUUAUUUGGAAAAUUCUUCCUCACAAUGAUCCUGAUAUUGCUACAUUGCUCGCGAAUAUUGGUAAGAUAUAUUACGAGUUGGAUAAUUACGAAAAAGCUCUCCUGUUUCAAAAGAGGGCCCUUAAAAUUUGGCGACAAUCCAAUUCGUGUCAUCCGUACAGUUUAGCUGCUUGCUACGGUCAUAUUGGCUUCAUAUAUAAAGCAAUGAACGAACCUAGACAAGCAUUGUUAGCUUUCAACAAAUCCUUAAAGACUACUAAGUGUAUAAUUUCAUUGAAUCACCCCAUGUUAGCUGAUUUGAAUUAUAACGCGGGUUUGCUUUAUUAUCGUAUGGGUAAAUACCCAAAAGCAUAUACACUUUUUCAAAAUGCUGUCGAUAUUGGGCGCCAAUCAUUGUCAUCGAAACAUUCGUAUCUUCGCGAUUACAGAAAAUAUCUCAAACUUGUAAAGCGUCAUUUGUAA
Messenger RNA from Adineta ricciae, 2229 nucleotides. The record is from the annotation of a GenBank genome assembly. Lineage: Eukaryota; Metazoa; Rotifera; Eurotatoria; Adinetida; Adinetidae.